AUGCGUACACCCCUGUUUCUAUUUCUUCUCUCGAUAAUACCAAGAACAGAUGCUUGCAUUAAACUUAGUAAAUGUUCUGCGAAACCGAUGCGAUUUUUCGCCUUCUUCACAAAAGAUUAUGGCAAGAACUUGGGGAACAAUUUCUUCUCUGUGGUCUAUGAGUAUACUCCUCAUGACGUUCGAACUCUCAGAACAGACUGCGAGUUACAAGCUACAUGUAAAAACGAUUCAUUGGUUCAGGUGUACUACCCAGAUUUGAAUAUGACAAGAACGGAUUAUGGCGAUGGUAGAGGAUACCGACCGGGAGCAGUGGCAUUUACUUCUAAAAACCAAGCAAUCGGAGUGUGUGAUAUUGAAACUCAAAAAUGGAAGAUAACGACUUCAAAUUUACAUGUUAACGAGCUUAGUCUUGCUGUUAGUAGUUUCACUUUUGGAUGCGUAAAGUUCAAUCCAUCAUCCGUCAGGCCGUGUGCUUGUUCUCCGGGCAGACCUUCGCCAGAAGAAAAUAGAGAUGGAGCAGUAAUCAUUGCUUCUGAAGACAACUGUGAGCUCAGUGUUUCGUGUCCCGGAUCACGGAACAUGUUGUACGUCGAUGCUGUGGGUACCAAAACUUAUGUCAUUGGAUUGUCACCUGGCGAGACGCAACUAUUUGUGUGUAUUGACGCCCGUCCAACAGUAUCCACGUAUUUCGUGAACGGGAAAUUUGUUCCUGCUUUCUACUUUUAUUGUGUCUAGUUUUUUAUUGGAAGAAUAAAGAUUUGCAAUUCU
Messenger RNA from Caenorhabditis elegans, 768 nucleotides. RefSeq lists its product as uncharacterized. Lineage: Eukaryota; Metazoa; Nematoda; Chromadorea; Rhabditida; Rhabditidae. The transcript is spliced from 4 exons. The record is from RefSeq and is marked reviewed. Bases 1 to 735 code for a protein of 244 amino acids.